CUUUCACCUUGCCCAUCCGGAGCUUCUUCUGCCUGGUCUUGACAAGUGGACUCAUGCCUUAAAGCUCCUCGGCCUCGGUGGUAUCAAUCAACGACCGCGAUGACGAUCAGUGUAGACGUAUAGACAACUUCAGCGCUUAGGUCUACCGCCGCCUUUCCCUGUUAGUCUAUGGUGGAUGCGUGCUCGCUGGACCCUAGGAGGGCUGUUCUUUACAACUUUCUUUUCUGUCUGUUUGCCAUGUCUGAAACACGUCCCUGUCGCCAGCCGAGCCACACAAGAUCACCAUGGCUGCGACUUGUACAAGAGAAACAAGCUGCCAACGGGAUGCCGGAGCAUAUCGAAAGCAAUCUCAGGACCACGUUCUACAUGAGAAGGGGUCCAAACUCGCGGGUGAAGGGCCUGUUUGGACGCGACCGCGUCUAACGGUCUAGUGUGUAUUAUAUGAAGCCCUGAUAGCGAGAGUGUCAGAAGCUUAACCUAAACCACGGAAACUUGUCCAACGGCUGG
Messenger RNA from Aplosporella prunicola CBS 121167, 507 nucleotides. RefSeq lists its product as uncharacterized. Lineage: Eukaryota; Fungi; Ascomycota; Dothideomycetes; Botryosphaeriales; Aplosporellaceae. The transcript has 3 exons. The coding region runs from base 169 to 423 and encodes 84 amino acids. The record is from RefSeq and is a predicted model, not a curated record.